Molecule: messenger RNA, 4845 nt
Organism: Diorhabda carinulata
Lineage: Eukaryota; Metazoa; Arthropoda; Insecta; Coleoptera; Chrysomelidae
Product: chitinase-3-like protein 2
Exons: 6
Coding region: 170-1573 (467 amino acids)
Biological process (GO): chitin catabolic process; carbohydrate metabolic process
Cellular component (GO): extracellular region
Molecular function (GO): chitinase activity; chitin binding
Source: RefSeq, a predicted model, not a curated record
GUUUUUGUGUCAAUGUCAAUAGACAAUUUGUCAACCUAUAAAAGAUUUUAUCAUAUUUAUGUCACAUAUAUACAAUCAUUUAAAUGCAUCGAACGGAAAGGUUUCUAUUAUUUAUACGCAGUUUAUCACGAAUUUGCAUUUAAUGAAGUAGUUGUUAUAGAAAGUGAAAAUGUUUAACGAAGAUUUUUAUAGAUACACAGUAUUAUCUACACCUAACGUAACAUAUACAAGAACGAGAUGGUAUCAACAAAGAAAAUUAUCAUUACUCGUAGUCGUAUUAGUAUCGCCAGUUGUUCUAUUCUUCAUUUUGUACGGCGUAUUAUUUGGAUUUCAUAGAAAUAUUGUUUACCCCAAAACAUCAACGAAAGUUAAUCAAGAAAGUAUUCAAAGAGCUUUAAUUUACAGUAGAAUGUACAUGUCUAACAAAACUGUCGAUAGUAUUCCACAAUUUAAAAUCCAUAAAAAAUUACCAGUGGAUAAAUUCAAACUUGUUUGUUAUUAUACAUUACCUAGUGAUAAAAAUAGUUUGAAAAUAGAAGAUUUGGAUCCUCAUCUUUGUACGCACAUCAAUGCAGCUUUUGGUAAAAUUGUUAAUAACAGUUUAUAUUUGAACAAUAAGCAAAUAGAAGCAGUGAAAAGUUUGGUUAAGUUGAAGGAGGUUAAUAAGGAUUUGAAGAUUUUAAUUAGUGUCGGCGGUGCUGGGAACCAAGACAAUGGCUUUCCUGAGAUGGUGUAUAACCACAGCAACAGGAAAAGUUUCAUAAAAUCGGUAGUUUAUUAUGUAAAAAACAUGAAUAUUGACGGGGUUGAUUUGGAUUGGGAAUUUCCGAAUCUAGAUACCAACGAUAAUUUGCAGAGGGUGCAUUUCACCCAACUUCUCCAGGAAAUUCGUAAAAAUAUUAACAAACAAACAAAUCCGUAUCUUUUGACAGUUGCCGUAGCAUCUCCCAUCACUCUAAUCACCAACUGUUAUGACGUCGCAUAUAUGAAUGAUUAUGUAGACUUUAUAAAUAUGAUGUCGUACGAUUAUCAUUUUUAUUCGAAAUGGACCCCAUUUACUGGUUUCAAUAGUCCCCUAUACGCGUCAGACCAAGAAAUUUUCUAUUUUCAAACAGAAAACGUAAAUUAUUCAGCCAAUCUUUGGAAUCAUUUGGGAAUGGAUCGAUCAAAAAUAAUUGUAGGACUGCCAACUUACGGACAUACGUUUAAAUUAGUAAACGUUAAAAACAACGGUAUAUAUGCACCGGCAAUAGGUUACGGCAGGUUAGGUAGUCUAGGUUUUGUAGAUUAUUUCGACGUUUGUAAAUUUUUAACUAUGAAUCAAAUUUCACCUGUGUUCGAUAUGGAAGUGAAAAGCCCGUACGCUUCCAAAUUUUACGAAUGGAUAUCUUUCGAAAAUACCCAAAGUCUCACUUACAAAGCGGAAUACAUCAGAGAUCAACAAUUCGGUGGAGCCAUGGUUUGGAGUUUGAAUUCUGAUGAUUAUAAGUUGAACUGUCGAAUAGACGGUAGGGAAAAUGACAAAUUUCCGUUAAUUAAAAGUAUUAAAAAUGCUUUGUUCGCGCCGAGAUAAUAAACAGGGAGUGAAAUAAUGUUGAAAUGUGAGGAUUAUUAACCCUUGACAUAUUUUAUAUUUACGGAUAUUAUUUCAUCAUUACAAGAAUCUGUUGUUGAGAAUUUUUGUUUGUUGAUACAUUUUAAUGAGAAAAAAUUCUUGAGAUGGCUUAAUUUAAUAGGCAGAUUUGUUGGUUUAAAGGGUACCAUUAUGGAGUGUAAAUAUCUGGUAAUAACUAGUACUAUCGAUUUUUUGUGUUUCUUAACGAUACUUUGUAUAUUUUAAUAACGUUUUGAGCAAUUUUGUCCCUGAAAGGGGAUUUAUUUUGUUUUGAAUAAAAAAUUUAAUAUUUAAAUAUUGCCUUGUUGAAGGAAAACAAAAGUAGAUUUUAGUGAAAAUGAGUUUUAAAUAAAGGAAAGAAGUUUCGUUACACUAGGAUUGGGAAUAGUGCAAUAUGGGAAAUGAAAGAGGUGAAAAAGUGGUUUUUUAAUGUAAAAUCGUGAUUAAUGAGAAAAUGACACCUCCAUAAUAAAAAUCUGUCUAGUAAAAGUUGUAGAGAAUUGAAAAAGCUACAAUAUAUACCAAUAAAUUUUUUUCAUCUAACCUCAAAAAUCUGUGUUUUUUUGGUUUUCAAUUUUUUUCCUCGUUUAUAAAUUGAUAGAUUUUUUUAAAAACCAGUAGGGGGAGUUUUUUGGUUCUAAAUGGCACUCUAUUCUAUAUUUUAGAAAAUAAGAAUCCAUUUCUAAAAUAUUGAGAUUUUUCAAAAAUAAAAUCAUUAAUAUUGUAAAUAGUGGAAAAACGAAUAUUUCCUAUUAAAAUUUUCUGACAAGUCAACCUACUGCUGUAUCAACAUUAUGUCAACACUUUUCACUUACACUAAACACAAUAUCAAGUCAAACUUGAGUUUCGAUAACCAAAUAAUCAACUUCGGGGACUAAUUUCAGUAUUCCACUAAAAGUGAAGAUAAGAUAUGUUCAUUUAGUUAUCGAAACACGCGUCAAUAUAAAUAUCACCAUUAAUACCAUAAAUUAGUACCGAAUAAUGUAAAUAUGAAAUAAAAAUAUUUAGCGCCAUCUAUUAACGAAAAAUAUACACGCAUAUACGUUGUUAAGGGUUAAUACUUCACAAUGGUACAUUAUUUCAACUUCCUAAUUUGUACAGGGUGAUUCAUAUACAUUUUUUUUAUAAAGUUACAUGACUCGCUGUUUCCUAGUUACGUCUAGGCAACAGCGUAGUAACUGCCUUUUAUGAAUCACCCUAUAUAUUAGGACAAUUUGCGAUUAAAUUGUACUAAUUCCAUUAAAAAAAAUCUCUGCUCAAUCAAAGGUGGAUAAAUCAUCUUAAACGAACUUUGUAUAAAAAAAUAAUUAUUUUGGUAUUUUUUUUAUAGUUUCUUGUACAUAUAUAAUAAAAAAACGUCUAUGUAUCAAUUCAACGAAAAUAUGACAAAAUGUCUAGUCAAAUUGAAAAAAAUGAUAUAGUAAAAUAGUACUGCCCGGGCCAAUCCGUUCCUGUUCAUUCUAGACGCGUCACGAUGUUGCCACAUUACUAAAUAUAAAUAGGAAAUUUAAACCACGAACAGUACCGGACUGGCUCAUAUUAUACUACUAUAAAAUCAAUAAAAAAAUAUUCAUCAGGUUAUUUAGUAAUCCAAUAUAAUCUGUAUGUAAUGUUUCAGGUAGUAUUUGAUAUACAUUCCUUAUAUUAAUAGUGAAAAACUAUUUUAAAUUCUGAAAACUACUCCAAACUACAAUUAACCCACUUCAAGCUUCAUAAUUCAAUCUUUUUGGUGUUUAAUGAUAACAUAUCCUACCAAUAUUCUUAAUAUUAAAAAAUGGGACUUUGAAAACUGCAGAAAUAUAUUUGAGUACUCCAUCUUAUUUUCUGAAAGUUUUGUAGGUCUUCAAUACCCACUGAAGUUUUUUACAGAUUCAAAAAUCAGAAUUUCUCCAAAAUUUCAUUUCAAAUCUACUAAAAACACAAAGCUUAUUUCAAAUAAUACAUUUCAAGAUUCAGAUUAAAGCUUAGAAAACCUGUCUAAUUGACUUCAAUAUUUAUUUUCGUUUUGAAAUUUCAUAAAUUUGGCAUUCAACUGCCAAAAUCUAUUAGGAGUAUUGCAAAUUUAUUUUCAACACUUUUAAAUUGUCUCAAACCCUAAAAACCCACAACAGACGUCAAAAUCCUACAAUCAAUCGUUUGUAAUACCCACUAUAACGUUAGGAAAGUUUCUUAACCCAUGUUAAACUCAUCAGCCCGUCUUCAAUACCCAUUAAACUAAUUUUGUACAGUGAAAAACUGUUAAAACCAACUUAAAACUCUGUAUUAUUCCAAAAAUUUCUCUUUUUUUAUUGUAAAACUAUUAAAAUUCCAAAUUUUUUUUGUUUAUAUCAGUUAAUAUACUUAGAAACUGAACCAAAUCCUGAAAUUUCAUUCCCGAAUUGAAUAAAAUUGUCUCAAAGACUCAUUUUCGCUUACAAAAAUUCAUUAAUUUGACAUUAAACUGCAAAAAUCUAUUAGAAUUGUCAUAAAUUUACUUCAAAUACUUCCAAUUGAUUUAAAUCCUCAUCAGACUUCAAAAUCCUACAAUCGAGCAAUUGUAAUACCCACUAUAACUUUCUGAAAGUUUCAUAACUCAUUUCAAACUCCUCGGUCACUCUUUAAUACCCACUAAACUCAUUUUAUACAAAACAAGACUCGAUAUUACUCCAAAAAUUCCUGUUUUCCAUUGUACACCUACUGAAAACCCAAAUUCUUUAUGCCUAUCAGAUAAUAUACUUCAAAAUUCAUAGUAAAGCUUCGAAAACCUGUCCAUACUUCUAAAAUUCGAUGAAACUCAGACUAAAAAACACUCAUCAAUCUUUGAAAUUCUACAAUCAAGCCAUUGAAAUGCCCACUAUAACUUUCUAAAAAUUUCACAAAAAAUCUGAUAAAAACCCCUACUUCAGAUAUUAUGCUCCAAAACCCACAUUAAAGCGAAAAUUUCAUCGAAAUCCUGUCUAAUUUUUAAAAAACUCAAGGAAAUCACAUUCUGGAAUUCAGAAAAACUCAAGCUUCAUUAUCAAUUAUAUACAUAUAGAAAUAUGUAUAAUAAGUACUGAUAGUGAAAUGGUUCAAAUAACCUUUGUUAUAACUAAUAUCAUAUUAAUAAAUACGACUCUUACACAAUUAUUAAAUGUAAUUGUUAAUAACUUUAUUUUCUACAUGCACUGUAUUAAUUAAAUUUCUAGCUAAGUAAAAUUUUGAAAUAUACAACUUAUCUUGUUUACGUUAUUAAAACUGAUAUUGUGUAA